Messenger RNA from Acomys russatus (golden spiny mouse), 1659 nucleotides. It is a transcript of the gene Ssr1, whose product is annotated as signal sequence receptor subunit 1. NCBI's taxonomy places the organism in Eukaryota, Metazoa, Chordata, Mammalia, Rodentia, Muridae. The record is from RefSeq and is a predicted model, not a curated record. The transcript is spliced from 8 exons. Bases 93 to 953 code for a protein of 286 amino acids. Gene Ontology annotation, cellular component: endoplasmic reticulum; endoplasmic reticulum membrane.
CUCCUGAGGGCCCCGGAUGAAGAGUAACGCCAUUACUGCCCGAGCCGCCGAGAACCCUAGCGGACGCGUACUGGACGCUGACCGGCCGCGCCAUGAGACUCCUCCCCCGCAUGCUGCUGCUGUUCCUGCUGGCCUUCCCCGCCGCUGUGCUGCUUCGCGGUGGUCCCGGAGGGUCAUUAGCUGUGGCUCAAGAUCUUACAGAAGAUGAGGAAACAGUAGAAGAUUCAAUAAUUGAAGAUGAAGAUGAUGAAGCUGAAGUAGAAGAAGAUGAACCCACAGAUUUGGCAGAAGAUAAGGAAGAAGAAGAUGUUUCUGGUGAACCGGAAGCUUCACCGAGUGCAGACACAACCAUCCUGUUUGUAAAAGGAGAAGAUUUUCCAGCAAACAAUAUCGUGAAGUUCCUGGUAGGCUUUACAAACAAGGGGACAGAAGAUUUUAUUGUUGAAUCGCUAGACGCUUCAUUCCGUUAUCCUCAGGACUACCAGUUUUACAUCCAGAAUUUCACAGCUCUUCCUCUGAACACUAUAGUGCCACCCCAAAGACAGGCAACUUUUGAGUAUUCCUUCAUUCCUGCAGAACCCAUGGGGGGACGGCCCUUUGGUCUGGUCAUCAAUCUGAACUACAAAGAUUUGAAUGGCAAUGUAUUCCAAGAUGCUGUCUUCAAUCAGACAGUCACAGUUAUUGAGAGAGAGGACGGGUUAGACGGAGAAACAAUUUUUAUGUAUAUGUUCCUUGCUGGUCUUGGACUUCUAGUUGUUGUUGGCCUUCAUCAACUCCUAGAAUCUAGAAAGCGCAAGAGACCCAUUCAGAAAGUAGAAAUGGGUACAUCGAGUCAGAAUGAUGUUGACAUGAGCUGGAUUCCUCAGGAAACUUUGAACCAGAUCAAUAAAGCUUCUCCAAGAAGGGUGCCCAGGAAGCGGGCACAGAAGAGAUCGGUGGGAUCUGAUGAGUAAAUGUUCUUUGUGCAACAGUUCAGUCUGUGCUUCCCCUGCCCUAAUGUUUUUCGGCCUCAUGGAAAUUAGUGCAGCGAAGCCAUAUCACCAUAGAAGGCAACUACUGCUUAUGUGUGGACUGAGCAGUUAAGAGUCUGUGGCGAUAAUAUUGCUGAAAAUGCACUGCAUUCGUUUUUCUAAAGUAACAAAUUUGGUUGUUUUUUUUUUUUUAACCAUUAAACCGUGUGGGUGUGAAUGUCUGUGAGCAGUUGUCUUACCAGAAUCAUUGUUAAACUACCUGAAACAUGCCUUUAGAAUACUCAGCAAAAUGCUGUUGCUGCUUCCAUUGUGAUAUUUUCUGAAGUUUGCCCUCAAGCUCAAUUAAUAUUUGUCUGCAAUGUGGUUUUAGGUGCUCUGCUGUGAAUUGUUUUGAAGAGAUAAUUUAUUUCUUGGAAUUGAUCAAAUCCAAACUGAUGGCAUAAGCCAGCCUUUUGCUUGCUGUCUGUACAGCGGUAUUCUAAAGGCACAGCAGGAGUGGCUGCCAGGGGAGCAGCAGAGGCAUGUGGGUAUUUGCUGCUGUUCACUGUGUGCAUGCCUUCAGGAACUUACCAUGGAGUCAAGGAAUGUUGGAAUUUCUAGCAACACAAUUGUGAAACCUGGCAGUUUUACUGACGGUAGUAUAUAAAUCCUAAUUCUGUUCCAGUUUUUUUUUUUUUUUUUUUUUUUU